Aspergillus glaucus CBS 516.65 is the source of this 1818-nucleotide messenger RNA. RefSeq lists its product as uncharacterized. The record is from RefSeq and is a predicted model, not a curated record. Bases 246 to 1514 code for a protein of 422 amino acids. The transcript is spliced from 2 exons. Gene Ontology annotation, molecular function: RNA-3'-phosphate cyclase activity. NCBI's taxonomy places the organism in Eukaryota, Fungi, Ascomycota, Eurotiomycetes, Eurotiales, Aspergillaceae. Gene Ontology annotation, cellular component: nucleus. Gene Ontology annotation, biological process: RNA processing.
UAAUUAAUAUUUGAUUCUAUUUCCCUUUCUUUACUCUGUAUUAUUGUUCUCGUAUAGACAUGACUGGAGAUGAGAUGACUCGACGUCAAUCCCCAGACGAACCACCAUAGAAAACCACUAGAAAAAACUUACUUCAUACGUGAGUCACCGAUAAGCUACACAGCAAACAUUACCAAAGAUGCAACCCCCGUAUAUAAUCACCACCCCAAGUAUGACUGCACCAAUAUCACCCCCAACAUACCAACAUGAUCACCCUCAACGGCCAAACCCUCGAAGGCGGCGGCCAGAUCCUCCGCAACGCCAUCGCCCUUGCAGCCCUAACCAAUCAACCCUUGUCGAUACAUUCCAUCCGCGGAUCCCGGCCGGGGAAGAAGGGUCUUAAAGCAUCGCAUCUCGCGGCUGUGCAGUCGCUCGCUGAAAUAAGCAAUACUGUCGUUGAGGGUGCGAAAUUAAGGUCUGAAACGUUAUCGUUUUACCCACCUGCACCCACGGACAUCCCACACGUGAAACAGGAGUAUAGUAUCAAGCUCGAUACCCCGGGGAGUGUGUUUCUGGUAUUCCAGGCAUUAUAUCCGUAUCUUCUACGUGCAGGUGCACUCGCAGGCGUUGAGGGACCGAUUCGUGUUGAUAUCACGGGAGGUACGAAUGUGACGUUUUCGCCGUCGUUUGAUUAUGUGCAGCAAGUGUUAGUGCCGAAUCUCAAGACUCUGGGGUUUCCGGAGUUGUCCGUUGAAGUACAGAAAAGAGGGUGGAUGACGGGGCCGGUCGAGUUGGGGACUGUGAGGUGCUUGAUUGAUCCAUUGCCGUCGACUACGAAGCCGGAUGGAAGUGUCGAUUGUCGGUUUCCACCAGUCGACCUGAACAAAUACAGACGGGGCAUAAUCACCAAAAUCGAUAUCACAGUACUCGCACCAGACGACGAAGUACCCUGGCCAACGACCGAACCCAGCAAGCACGACAAACUGACAAUCCGUGAAUACAUCGAACAAGAAACCAUCACAGCCCUACACAACAACCUGAACGACCUACCACCACAGAUAAUCAACCUAGAAGACCCCCAAUCCCCCACUCUCAUCAACAUCCACACUUCCGAACGCACGCAUCACCAAACACUCAUCUACGUCCUCCUCGUCGGCCACACGACAACAGGCUUCCGCAUCGGCCGCGACUUUCUCCUCUCAGAUGCCAAAGAUCCCCGGCCUAAGAGCAAAAAGUGUGACAAAGAUAGUCACCAACACGCUCUCGUGAAGAAUCUAAUCGAGAGCUGCGUUGCGGAUUUUGAGAACGAGCUUUGGAACCAGUAUGACUGGUUUGACGGGAGGCACCAGCCAUGCGUAGAUGAGUAUAUGCGGGAUCAGCUGGUGAUUUUUGAGGCGUUAGGGAGGUUAUAUCCUUCAAAGGAGGGCGAGAAGGACGAGGAUGAGGAUAGCCUCGAGGAUGAACGGUAUUGGAGUCUGCAUACGAAGACUGCUCGGUGGGUUUGUAAGGAGUUUGGACUCAAGUUGAACCGCUAGUACUGUACUCUGUACUAUCAGAUGCCUUUGCUGAGUCCAGAGUAGAUAUAUGUACAAGGCCUGUCCUGAGAACGAAAGGAAGCAACCUGAUUGGCUAGUUUUGGCGAGCCUUGAUAUGGAUACCUCAGGCACAUAUAGUCGGUCUGAUGCAAGGACAGACCGAAACCCCGUGCAUGGACCUUACAUAUUACAGCAGCUACGAUGAAUUGUCCGUACGCGUUCUAGAACAGGCGAUCCCUGUUUGCAUUCCUCACAUCCCUUCAGUUUGUCUACUCCGAAGUAGUUCCGAGUUCCUUAAAUAGAA